CUCAAUUCCAAGCUCUAUGAUAAUCACGGCUCUGUACCACUCCCCUGUUCUCCGUGCGCGCGACCUACGAAACGAUGGCUCCCCCGCAAUUCUACGAUCCUACGUCUCCUAAUGAACAGCCAGUCGCCCUACCAUCCGCACCCGCAGUAGCUCUAGCAGAGGGCAUCACCAUCCAGCCUCCGCUCACACGGCGUGGGACUGGACCGGGCUUGAUCGUCUUUGUCCCGCCCGAAUCCUCUCUUGACCUGUCCAAUAAAACGGGUGAUGAGAAACCGCUGGAUCCACUCCCGGUACAGAAGUGGGCGGAGGAAGGAUUCGCUGUCGUCGGAAUUACCACUGGGCACGUGGAUAUCGUGGAAUGCUUGAAGAAGGCUGUCGAUGGGUUGCUGGCACUUGAAGAGUUGGACACGAGGGAGAAGUUCGCAGUGGCAGUAUAUGAUCCUGCCGCGCUCGACGAGAUCGUCCUCGCGCUGUCCUCUGAUUCUCGAUUUGCCUGCCUCGUCGUCUAUGGGUCAUGUCCCUCAGGGACGGUGCCGAUUCCAACCCUCGCUCUCGUGCCUUGCGGGUCUUCAGACACAUCGAAGACUUCUUUGAGUGUGUUCAAGGUCGAUUCCGGCGCGCCCCACUUCAGUCUCCCCCAAUCAAACGAAUUCGAAUCCAGCUCGGCCUCGAUCGCGCAUAGCAAAGCAGCGGUGCACAUCAAGAAAUAUCUCGGAGGACCAUACUUUGAUCUUGAAGCUAUCUGGGAGGAGCACACCUACUUCGAAUUCGAGGUCCGCAGUGUGGCGAAAACGAUGGGCACGAUGGUCGCAGAACCGUAUGUGAACCACGUCCCAACGCUGGCCGGGGGCAUCGGUCGCAAGAAUUUGACUGCGUUCUAUCGGGACCAUUUUGUGUUCAAGUGUGUCUUGAAAUCUCCAAGAGCGACACGUAGUCUGAACAGUGGCAGCAACCCAGACGACACGCGGCUGCAGACCAUAUCUCGGACCGUUGGGACGGACCGAGUCGUUGAUGAAUUCGUCUUCCACGCGACUCACAACAAGCAAAUCGAUUGGCUGCUGCCCGGAGUGCCUCCCACUGGCAAGAAAUUGGCCAUCCCGAUGAUGGGGGUGAUCAACAUCCGAGGCGACAGGCUCUAUCACGAGCACAUCUGGUGGGACCAAGGCACGGCCUGCUUGCAGGCGGGCAUCAUACCGACGCACGUGCCGUUCGAGGGAAAGACGCUCAGACUGCCUAUUGCUGGUGUCGAGUCCGCGACGCUUUUGUGCGAUGAGAGGUCUGUGCCUGCCAACGAGAUGCUUGGCCCAGCAUACGGUAUCGUGUGAUCCCGUUGGCGCUUGAAAGUAUAAGAGGAAAUUCUGGGACGCAGGCCGAGCCUGGUCGUUGCGGACAGCAUACUGUAUAUUAAAUACGACAUCAGACUAACGUGGAACAUUCAAAUGGGAUCCGUAAGAUAUCUACAGUACACGGUGUUAUGAAUAAGUGGUCUACACAGCUACAAAUGAAAACAAGACAGCAAGGACAAAAAUAUCCAGCACUAGACUACAAAACCGCAUCCGAAUGGGUAAUGGGACACAAGAAAGAAAACAGGACGAAAGAGGCGACUAUCCAGAAUAUUCACCCGGUCCCGUUUCAUCGCCCCGGCGCCUGCUCCGGUCUCAGGACGUCCAGGAACUGCGUCCAUUCGCCAUGGUUGAAGCCCAUCGCGGCGCCCCA
Mycena citricolor is the source of this 1716-nucleotide messenger RNA. Lineage: Eukaryota; Fungi; Basidiomycota; Agaricomycetes; Agaricales; Mycenaceae. The record is from the annotation of a GenBank genome assembly.